Limulus polyphemus (Atlantic horseshoe crab) is the source of this 893-nucleotide messenger RNA. Its product is annotated as glycine-rich protein-like. Bases 122 to 607 code for a protein of 161 amino acids. The transcript is spliced from 3 exons. The record is from RefSeq and is a predicted model, not a curated record. Lineage: Eukaryota; Metazoa; Arthropoda; Merostomata; Xiphosura; Limulidae.
GCAGUACGCGCUGGAGCAGGAAAUCUGACGAUAUUUAAGGCAAGCGUUUACACAAUUUUUUGCCAGACUUCUGAAGAAAGUACCCCAAAGUAAGAAGACCAGAAGAUCUCACUGUGAAAAUAUGGUCAAAAUAAUCUUGCUUACCCUUUUCGUCUCCUUAGUAGCAAUAUGCUCAGCUAUACCGUAUCCACUACUGGAUGGAUUCGGUGGUUAUGAUCGUUACAGGGGAGGAUUCGGAAGAUACGACUAUGGAUACCCUGGAUAUUUUCGUGAUCGUUAUGGAUAUGGUCUCGGUUAUAGCUGUCGCUAUGGUGAUCAAUGUUAUGGGCCAGGUUAUGGUGGAUAUGGUGACUAUGGUAGAUAUGGCGGCUAUGGUGGCUAUGGAGACUAUAACAGAUAUGGUGGAUAUGGAGACUAUGACAGAUAUGGUGGCUAUGGUGGAUAUAGAGACUAUGACAGAUAUGGUGGCUAUGGUGGAUAUGGAGACUAUGACAGAUAUGGUGGCUAUGGUGGAUAUGGAGACUAUGACAGAUAUGGUGGUUACGGUCGCUAUCGUCUCGGUGGUUAUCGUUAUGAUAGUUAUUACAAUCGCUAUGGGUACAAUUAAUUUGAAAUUCAAGUAAACAAUGCAACCAAUUUAGGCCUUUAAACCAACAGUUACGGGGUAGGAAUGACUCUUCAAUCAUCAAACCGUGGUUUUAGAAUGUUUAAUCCAACUGACAAACAUAGAAAGUGGUAUAUGGCUAUACGGCAUUAUUUGUUGGGCAAAUGGAGAUCAUUUUUAUGAAAUACUUGUCAAACGUUUCACUUUAGAUUUAAGGUGAUUUAUAAUCUUGCAAAUAUUUUUGUGUGCUUCUUAGUUAUGAAAGUCAAUAAAGAUGUUCAUAUAAUUA